Messenger RNA from Nezara viridula (southern green stink bug), 774 nucleotides. The record is from the annotation of a GenBank genome assembly. NCBI's taxonomy places the organism in Eukaryota, Metazoa, Arthropoda, Insecta, Hemiptera, Pentatomidae.
AUGAACGAGGAAUUCCCAGUAAGCGCGAGUCAUAAGCUCGCGUUGAUUACGUCCCUGCCCUUUGUACACACCGCCCGUCGCUACUACCGAUUGAAUGAUUUAGUGAGGUCUUCGGACCGGCGGGCUCGAUGGGCAUGGCCAUUCAAAACUAGAAGCAGUAGGAGAGAGAGAGGUUGUAUACCGCCGCCCGGAGGGGGCAGGGCGGCGGGACGGGGCUGCGGCUCCCGCUCCUACCGGGGAGGGCCAGUGCCAGCGCCGUGCUCCUUGCGCGCGGGGGCCCGGCCGGCACUCCCGGUAGGCUCGGGGCCGCUCAGAGCCCCGCCGACACAUGAGCAUCGACAUUUCGAACGCACAUUGCGGCCCUGGGCUAGAACCAAGGGCCACCCCUGUCUGAGGGUCGUCUUCAAAAGAGGCAACGACAUUUGUCUCGACCACGUCUGGCCCGGUCAGGCGCCGGCUAACCCCGCGCAGCGGGGGGUGAUCCGGCGCCCCGGGCCGAGGUGGGGGCUCCCGGCGGGGCCGGCACAGCGCCGCGCCCUACAGCCGGGUCCCCUCAAAAAGGAUGGACUCCGCCGGGCGAGAGCCCGGCCGGAGCAGGCAGUGCUCGGCUCUCGGCCGCGAGGCUCGCCGCCCGCUCCCCCCCUUCGCGCCGCUAUCUCUCCCCGUAAGCAGGGGAAGGACGGAGCGUCGGCGGUCGGAAGCGAGGCGGCGGGUGCCCGCCAGGUCGCAGGGGCCCCCUCCCGACGGGAGGGCGGCCCCGCCCGCACCCUCUAG